UACUAAUAUAUCCAACUAUCUGUAAUAACUAAAUUAUCCAACUAUUACUUAUCUGUAUCAACGAGGCUAUACGCCUCGCUACGCUCGGCGCACAACGCCUCGCAGCAUAUUUUAUAGGGCUUAGUAUUCUGUGCACCCAGAGCGCUAUAAACGAGAGUGUUCCAUUAUACCCGGGGCCACCUUUCGAGAUUAACAUUGCAACUCGUGAACACUUGGACUCCAUUUACUUAUGCAUCAUAUACUUCUGGCCAUAAGUUUGGCCAUUCUUAGUAGUUUGCCGACAAGAGGCGGAGAGUUGCAGUCCUCUCCUUCGGGGCCUUCUACCCCGUGGCUACAGCCAGCAAGUUGGGUCCCUGCAGAUGCGGAGAAAGUCAACGACUUGGAAGCACUGCUAAAGGCCCGCGCAAGCGCUGAUCGAUGGGUUACAGUCUUCUGUUUCUCUGUACCGGAGAAACCUGUUGGCAGUGCCGAGGAGGAAAGCUUCAUGCGAUUGGCGCUUAAUACGCUGUACUCUUACCGGACGUUUGGUCAAGCUACGUUUGACAUUGUGGCGGCAAUCAGCCCAGCUGCCCUUUUAAAGUGCCAAACGUUUAAAUUACCGUGCUUCAACGCUUCUCACUAUGCUGCGAAUGCCCGGACCCUUAGGACUAUUAGUUGGGCGAAGGAAAAGCUAGGCCGUGACGUCUUGAAGCUGGGUUAUAAUCUACAUAUUUCGGACCUGGACGUGACCUACCUCAAGCCUAUACCUCUAGCUAUUAAAGAGGUCUUUUCUUGGAGCAAUGGCGCCGCCGAUGGCAGCAUGAUGCAAGAGGAAGUGGUGCUGGACAAUCCCCAGGAUCCCGGCAGCCGGCGCCCAUUGUUCAUUGCCAACGCAGGGGUGAUGUUUCUGCGUGCCACGAACCGCUCAGUGGCCUUCCUGGAGUCGCUGCUGCGCUGGGAAUCUGAAGUGGACAUGGUGCAACGCAUAGCCGCUGAUGUCGCCUACCAGUCCUGGGCGCCCUGUUCCGAGGAGUCCACCUGUCUGUCAGCACAGCGCCAAGGUUUGGCCGCAAUCACAAUGCACCCAACACAGUUUGCGCAUUCCAACUGCCAGCCAGAAACGUGUUACCACCCCUGCGCCUCUCGCCGCCUGUAUGCGCACGCCAUAUGCCGAGGCGCCUACACUGAAAAGGAGGCCUUCCUGCGCUCGCUGCAUUUGAUGUUUAUCCGAAAUAGUAGUUACACAGGCGGUGGCGGUGGGGUUACAGGGGGUGGCGUCGGGGCGAGUGGUGAGGUGGGGCUGCUAGAUGAUGUGGAGCUAGCGGCGAGUAGACUGCCCUGUCCUGACAAGCAGCAGCGCGCAUGGAGGGCACGGUUCUACAGCGCCUACACCACGGAAAAGGUGCAGCAAGGCGCAGGGCAGGUGACAGGUGGAGGGGGGCAUCAGUGCCGUUGGCAGUGGGUCAGUGGUGGCAGGUGUUACUGCUGAUGAUGGUCCAACGAAGGGAGUGUUGCGCAGUUGACUGCCUGGGCUGGCUGCUGUUGUCUCAAAGCAGGUGCAGGAUUAGGCGAAAAGUGCAUGAGCGGAUUCCUCGAGGCUUACUGCUGCAUUCAUGCCCGUCCAACACAGGCGGCGGCAGCCCGUGCCAUCAUGUGUCAUAGUGGCUUGGUGGCGUUGUAGUGGCUGCGGACUGCAGUUUGGAAAAUGUUUAGUGCUUGGGUUCGGCUGGCUCAUGGCACAAAAAAGGACACGCCUUGUGGGCCUUACAUGUUAUGUACGGAGCCCCUGCUGCUAUUUGUGAUGCAGAGAUCCCCUGCAUGCAUUGACCAUGGAUGACUGCUUUGUUGAAUUAUGGUUGUUGGCCUUGUUGCUAGCCGCUACCAGAGGGACAAAGUGGAGCAGCUGGCGUCGGUGUAUGUGAUGAUAGGACCCAAAAUAUGUAAGGCUGCUAAUAGGUAGUUGCUUUGUUCAGU
Messenger RNA from Astrephomene gubernaculifera, 1953 nucleotides. The record is from the annotation of a GenBank genome assembly. Lineage: Eukaryota; Viridiplantae; Chlorophyta; Chlorophyceae; Chlamydomonadales; Astrephomenaceae.